AUGCUCAGCGACCGCGUUACUCUCUAUCGCGGGCUCUUGCGAGAGCUUCGCCUGUCCCUCAAGGCACCUAGAAAAGUCAACAAACAUGUCGUUGCUCCGUUCCGUUCCAUCGCUGAAAAGCUCGACGACAGCAAUCCGCGUGCGCGACAGGACUACGACAAUGCUAUCAACUUUAUCAGGGCUCAACGGGAACACAAGCGUCUUCUAGAAAGAUACAAUCCGCUCUUCGACUUGACAGCCCAGGAAAGGAUCAAGGCCACAGCUAACAGGGUCGGCUUUAACAUGCCUAAAAUUCACAACGAACAAUAG
Molecule: messenger RNA, 309 nt
Organism: Psilocybe cubensis
Lineage: Eukaryota; Fungi; Basidiomycota; Agaricomycetes; Agaricales; Agrocybaceae
Exons: 3
Coding region: 1-309 (102 amino acids)
Biological process (GO): mitochondrial proton-transporting ATP synthase complex assembly
Cellular component (GO): mitochondrial matrix
Source: RefSeq, a predicted model, not a curated record